Molecule: messenger RNA, 3869 nt
Organism: Hippocampus zosterae (dwarf seahorse)
Lineage: Eukaryota; Metazoa; Chordata; Actinopteri; Syngnathiformes; Syngnathidae
Product: metal transporter CNNM3
Exons: 12
Coding region: 32-2284 (750 amino acids)
Biological process (GO): magnesium ion homeostasis; transport
Cellular component (GO): plasma membrane
Molecular function (GO): transmembrane transporter activity
Source: RefSeq, a predicted model, not a curated record
CCGCCCAGGAGCCAGCCUGACCAAUUCCAAUAUGGUGGCCAGCUUGGCAGGUCUACGUUUGCUGUUGAUGAUAUUGUUGAUGGUAUUGUUGUCGUGCGGGAUCCGGUUGGGCUUGUGCGGCCAGGCGACGCCGCCCGUCGUGCGCCUGCGCCCUGAAGACCCCGCGGGCCGUGUGUGUAUGAAAGGAGGGAUAAUCUCGGCGCCCCGCGGAGCUUCGUUCAAGCUGCGGGUCUUCGGCCCCGACCGGAGUAACCGGACCUGGCCGUGGCUGGCCUUCGCGCCCGAGGGGGCGCUCGGGGACCCAUGCGAGGACGAAGACAGACGGCGGCAGGCCGCCUUCCUGGUGAAGGAGCCCUUUGCGGCCGAAGAGGAUUGCAGCGGACUGCUGACGGUGGAGGUACACCCGGGGGGCGGCGGCGAGCAGCGGGACCUCCAUCAGAACCUGCAUCACGUGUGCAUGAAGAGCGGAGGCAAGUGGACCUCGGUGAGUGAGGACAAGCUGCGCGUCAGCUCGGACGAGCCUUUGCCCGCUGAGCACAUUCCUGCGUGGGGCCUGGCGGUGCUGGUGCCGAUGCUGGUUCUCGUCUGCGGGCUACUGAGGACGGUUCAGCUCAGCCUGCUGUGGCUCGACCCGGUCGAGCUUUACGUGCUGCACAGCUGCGGGUCCGAGGAGGAGAAGCGCGCCGCCAAGCGUCUGGAGCCUGUCAGGAGAAGAGGGAACUUUAUGGCGUGCUCGCUCCUUUUCCUGUCCGUCCUGGGUCACUCGGCCGUGGGGGUCCUGCUGUUCCGGGUGUUGGGUUCGGUGGCGUCGGCCGCCUUCGCCGCCGCCUUCAUGCUCUUCUUUCUGGCCGAGCUGCUGCCUCACGUGGUCUGCUCCGGCUAUGGCUUCCAGCUGGCUCCAGGGCUCACCUGGCUGGCCCAGGUGAGCAUGGUGCUCACCUGCCCGCUCUCUUGCCCCCUGGGUCUGGUCCUGGACCUGGCCCUGAGGCGUGACAUCAGCACCUGUUGCAUCCGCGAGCGAGCCAUGGAGAUGAUCCGCACCAGCGUCAACGACCCCUACAAUGAGUUUGUGAAGGAGAAAUUCAGCCGUGGGACGCUGCGCAGCAAGACGGUUGAGGAUAUCUUGACGCCCCUCAAGGACUGUUUCAUGCUGGCCAGCUCCACCAUUCUGGAUUUCUCCACCAUGUCGGACAUCAUGCAGAGCGGCUACACGCGUGUGCCCAUCUAUGAAGAGGAGAGGUCCAACAUUGUGGAGAUCCUGUACGUGAAGGACUUGGCACUGGUGGAUCCUGACGACUGCACGCCCAUGACCACCAUCACCAAGUUCUACAACCAUCCGCUGCACUUUGUCUUCAACGACACCAAGCUGGACGCCAUGUUGGAGGAGUUCAAGAAUGGCAACUCUCACAUGGCCAUCGUGCAGAAGGUGAACAAUGAGGGCGAGGGUGACCCCUUCUACGAGGUUCUGGGAUUGGUCACCCUGGAGGACGUCAUCGAGGAGAUCAUCAAGUCGGAAAUCCUGGACGAGUCCGAUGGUUACCUGGACAGGAAGGUGAAGCGUCCUCUGCCCCCGCUGGAGAUCCCCGUGGUGCCUCGCGGGGCCCCCGAUGAGUUCUCGCUCUUCAAGAUGCCCGAAGGCGAGCCAAAGAUCCAGACGUCGCCGCAGCUGCUGCUCGCCACUCAUCGCUUCCUCUCCAGAGAGGUGGAGCACUUCAGCCCGGCGCGUGUGUCUGAGAAGAUCCUUUUCCACCUUCUGCGCCACCCCAGUGUCAACCAGGAGGUGCACUUUGACCCUAGCAAUCGCCUCAGCCCCGCCCACUAUCUGUACACCCGCAACCACCCGGUGGACUACUUCAUACUGCUGCUGCAGGGACGAGUGGAGGUGGAGAUCGGCAAAGAAGGACUCAAGUUUGACAACGGCGCCUUCACCUAUUACGGCGUGUCGGCACUCACACUGCCCUCCUCAGUGCAUCAGUCCCCGGUAUCGAGUCAGCGGCAAUCUCCCCGAGAUCCGUUUGACGCGGCCGAGGCGACCAGUCCGUCCAGUUACUGUCCGGACUACACGGUCCGAGCGCUCACCGAUCUGCAGCUCAUCCGGGUGACCCGACUGCAGUACCUGAACGCCCUGAUGGCGUCACAGGGCGGCGGCGGCCCUAGCCCAGACCCGCCGGAGAUCAAGAUACUUCCCAACAGUCAUACGAAACUGCUCAAUGACAGGAACGUGGCCUCGGCCGCUCAAGACUUGAACUUCUCUUUCUUUGACACCAUUGACAACUACUGCUAAGUGUGGCAGAUGGGACAGAAGACGACGACGACGAAGAAGGUGACGAGGCUCGUGCGCAGCGACAACCUCAAACGUUCAUCUGACUGGACAAGACUGGUCUCCAUUUCUCUUAUGUCAUUUUAAUUAUCAUUAUUAUUUUUCGUCAAGAUUAUUAUUAAUAUGUUUUAUAAACACUGUGUGUAGAUUUUUAUUAUUUGGUUUUGGUGAAUUGGGGCGGUGCCUUUCUUCCAAGUGCACCAUUGCCAUUGGUCACUUUUGCUGUUUGCGUGCCAAAUCGUGCGUGUGCGAGCAUCCGUCCGUUCAGACAGCGACGCAUGUCCUCCUUAGGCUGCAUGGUCACGUGACCGCUCGGGCUGGUUUCCGUGGUUACGCCAAGAGGUUGUUGAGGCUUUGGUGGAGCUCACUGCGGAAAGUUUUGCUUCACAAGAAUUUUCUUUGCCAAAUGUCUCACAGAAAAAACUGAUUCAAUCUUGAUCGACACUUAAAAAACAAUUGCAUUCCACAUUCAAGUUAGCCACGGUAGCUAGGUGGCGUCUCUUUAGUGGUUUUUGUUGAUAAAUUGAUGCUUUAGUUAUCUUUGUGACUUUUUCACUCAUCCUUAACUGGAACCCCAAACUAGCACCUUGAAUCUUGUCCUAUUGUCUUCAUGUGUGUGUGAGUGAGCAGCAUGCCAACUUGGAUGGAGAAGUAGCGCGCACACAUCGCUUAGUAAUUUUAUUUUAUGAUUUUUUUUUUGACCAGCUGACACUAGUUAUCAAAUGCAUGCAAAAACUUUAGCCAAAGCUCAUUUAGCUCAUCUACCUACCUGGAAGCUAAUAUGUCACUUGGAUGUUGUUUGAAUUUACUUGGCCAUUCCCUGAAACAUAAGCCGACACGCUAACUUUAGCUCCCUUGCCUUGGAGGUCAAUACUAAAAGGUACUAAGGCUAAGCUAAUGUUUGUCAUGCUGACAAUGCCUUUUGAGUCGACUUUUUGCGUUACUGGUUCAGCACACCCUAAACUCUGUGUUUUAAUUUGGGUAUUUAACAGGCUCAGUGCUAAACUAAAAUAAGCUAAACAAUGCUACGGUUGGACAAUCGAUGUUUGAGAGGGUGGAUUAGCCAAUUCAAUAAGAUUAUCUUUUGAGGGCUUUUGUUUUAGUAGUUUUAUGAAGAAGAGUAAUUAAAAGCCAAUAAAAAGCUCAGCGUUAUACUCUCGUUAGCGUGAUUAGCAACGGGCUAGUUAGCGAAGUAUCACGCAUGUUCUCUCUUUCCGUACGCGUGUCUGAUCAGUUGCUGUUAGAACUUGAUAUGCCGUCAUCUUCCAGCAGAGAAUCUUGUUUGAUUUCAAGAUUUGUUGAAAUAGUUUUACUAUUUUAAUAACGUGUUCCAUUUUUACAUUUUUUUGGUAUGAAAAUUGAAUGUAAAAAAAGAAAAAUGUCAAUGAGGAGUGUUCAUAAAUUAGAGAGUAGUAGACGAGGUUCAAGUUGUGGAAUCACUUCCUGUUUGUGUUACACUUUUAUAGUUUUAUCCGCAGCAGCGACGUUGGCUUUAAUACUUUCAAGUAUUCAAUUUUCCUAGGAAAUAAAGUCAAUCCUGUUCUAAAUA